Molecule: messenger RNA, 1014 nt
Organism: Fonsecaea multimorphosa CBS 102226
Lineage: Eukaryota; Fungi; Ascomycota; Eurotiomycetes; Chaetothyriales; Herpotrichiellaceae
Exons: 2
Coding region: 1-1014 (337 amino acids)
Biological process (GO): secondary metabolic process
Cellular component (GO): cytosol; cytoplasm
Molecular function (GO): hydrolase activity; carboxy-lyase activity
Source: RefSeq, a predicted model, not a curated record
AUGAAUGAAACAGCCACUCUAAACAAGAGGCGGCCGUUCAUCGCCCUUGAAGAACAUUUUGCCUAUGCACCGGAGCUUCUCGACGCAACCGAUAUCCAAAAUCCUUAUUACUAUAUUCUCAAGUAUUUGCCUGGGAUCAAAGAGCAGCUACUCGAUGUUGGACCGGGCCGCAUUGAGACCAUGGACGAAGGCAACAUCACUCUUCAGGUCCUCUCGCACUUACCCGUGUCUCCUAAACUUGAUUACCACCAAAGCCGCGCCGUGAACAACAAGAUAGCGGAGGCGGUCAAGGCCCAUCCCAGCCGCUUUGCUGGCUUUGCCACUCUACCCGUCGGAGAUCCAACGCGAUGUCCGGAAGAACUGACUCGCGCUGUCAAGGAGCUCGGGUUUCUAGGUGCGUUGAUCGAGGGACACACGGACGACAAUGCCUACUACGACGGCUAUGACUAUCUUCCCAUGUGGCAGACCGCUCAAGACCUCGAUGUACCGAUAUACCUACACCCAACCUGGCCCACUGAUGUUAGUCUUGUUUCACAGUUCCAAGGUAACUUUCCCCCGCUUCAUUCGAACUUUCUUUCGAGCUUCAUAUUCGGCUGGCAUUCGGAUACUGCGAUUCAUAUUCUCAGGCUAUUUGCUUCUGGAUUGUUCGAUAGGUUGCCUCGUCUGAAGCUCAUUAUUGGUCAUAUGGGUGAAACGCUGCCUUUCAUGCUUGAACGGAUUGCCACUAUCACGUCACUCUGGGGCUUAGAGCGCAACUUCACCUCCGUUUGGCAGGAGAAUAUCUGGAUUACCACUAGCGGUUCUUGGAGUCUGAAUCCAAUGGCGUGUAUUCUACGAAAUACAGCUCUUGAUCAUGUUCUUUUCAGCGUGGACUACCCCUUCUCAAGCAACAUGGGGGCGCAGAGAUUCUUUCGGGAACUGGCUGAGAGUGGCCUAGUGGACGAUGCGCAGCUAGAUGCGAUUGCAUACAAGAAUGCCGAAAGGCUCCUAGGCAUUACGGUGGCAAAUACUUGA